AUGGGAAGUGUGCAGCAGCAAACUCAGCAGUCCGGAAGGAGUAACCGCAUCAUAGCUGUUGAAGGAACUCCACCCUCCAUUACAAGUUACAACAACAAAGAACAUGAUCACGAGUCUCAAAUGCACCAGAAAUCUGGAUGGAGAAACUUUCUAUCUUAUGUAGGCCCUGGGUUCCUUGUAUCUUUGGCUUAUCUUGAUCCAGGGAAUUUGGAAACUGAUUUGCAAGCUGGAGCUAACCACAGAUAUGAGCUAUUGUGGGUAAUCCUUAUUGGAUUGAUCUUUGCUCUUAUAAUUCAAUCACUUGCAGCAAAUCUUGGUGUAAGCACUGGCAAGCACUUAUCAGAGUUAUGUAAGGCGGAGUACCCAAAAUAUAUCAAGUAUUGCCUGUGGUUGCUGGCUGAGGUUGCUGUCAUAGCGGCUGAUAUUCCUGAAGUGAUUGGGACAGCAUUUGCACUAAAUAUAUUGUUCCAUAUCCCAGUUUGGGUUGGGGUUCUCCUCACUGGUUUGAGCACUCUCCUGCUUCUUGGCCUCCAGAGAUAUGGGGUGAGGAAGCUAGAAAUGUUGAUAGCAGUGUUGGUGUUCGUGAUGGCUGCAUGUUUCUUUGGAGAAAUGAGUUACGUGAAUCCUCCAGCAAAAGAUGUACUCAAAGGAAUGUUUGUCCCUAAGCUCAGUGGUCAAGGUGCCACCGGUGACGCCAUCGCUCUCCUCGGUGCCCUCGUCAUGCCCCAUAAUCUUUUCCUCCACUCAGCUCUUGUACUCUCUCGGAAGAUACCCAACUCGGUCCGAGGCAUCAAUGAUGCGUGUCGAUACUUCUUAAUAGAGAGUGGAUUCGCACUCUUUGUAGCUUUUUUAAUCAAUGUCUCUGUUAUAUCUGUCUCGGGUACUGUUUGCUCAGCCAAGAACCUCACCAAAGAAACCGUGGAUCAAUGCAAUAAUCUCAACCUCAACUCUGCUUCUUUUCUUCUCAAGAAUGUCUUAGGAAAAUCGAGCUCUACUGUUUAUGCCAUUGCAUUACUAGCCUCCGGCCAGAGUUCCACAAUCACAGGCACUUAUGCGGGACAAUUUAUCAUGCAGGGUUUCUUGGACCUUAAAAUGAGGAAAUGGUUGAGGAAUCUCAUGACUAGGUGCAUUGCCAUUACACCUAGUCUCAUUGUUUCGAUUAUUGGUGGAUCUCAAGGAGCUGGCCGACUCAUUAUCAUCGCAUCGAUGAUACUCUCAUUUGAACUUCCAUUUGCUCUCAUCCCACUUCUUAAAUUCAGUAGCGGUAGCACCAAAAUGGGACCACACAAGAACUCCAUAUACAUCAUUGUGUUCUCAUGGAUACUGGGCCUCGGAAUCAUUGGCAUCAACAUAUAUUACUUGAGCACCAGCUUCGUCGGAUGGCUAAUUCACAGCAGUUUACCAAAAGCAGCAAAUAUAUUCAUUGGAAUUAUAGUGUUUCCACUCAUGGCAAUCUAUAUAUUGGCUGUUAUAUAUUUGAUGUUUCGAAAAGACACAGUAGUGACAUUCAUCGACCCAAAUGCCCAAUCGCACAUUGAGAAUGGGCAUGGCAACACGGAGGAGAUGACAGAAUUGGACCGCGUCCCUUACAGAGAAGAUUUGGCUGACAUUCCACUCCCUCAGUAG
Messenger RNA from Cornus florida, 1626 nucleotides. Its product is annotated as metal transporter Nramp7.2-like. Gene Ontology annotation, cellular component: membrane. The transcript is spliced from 13 exons. The record is from RefSeq and is a predicted model, not a curated record. Gene Ontology annotation, molecular function: cadmium ion transmembrane transporter activity; manganese ion transmembrane transporter activity. Gene Ontology annotation, biological process: metal ion transport. The coding region runs from base 1 to 1626 and encodes 541 amino acids. NCBI's taxonomy places the organism in Eukaryota, Viridiplantae, Streptophyta, Magnoliopsida, Cornales, Cornaceae.